This is a messenger RNA of Pyrus x bretschneideri (Chinese white pear), 4461 nucleotides long. Its product is annotated as pentatricopeptide repeat-containing protein At1g05670, mitochondrial-like. Gene Ontology annotation, molecular function: glutathione transferase activity; protein binding. The record is from RefSeq and is a predicted model, not a curated record. Gene Ontology annotation, biological process: glutathione metabolic process. Lineage: Eukaryota; Viridiplantae; Streptophyta; Magnoliopsida; Rosales; Rosaceae.
GCGUGUUGCAUUUUAUUUUUCGGUUUUAAGUACUUUUUAUUGAUUGCUUGCCAAGUGUUUGAUAGAAUGCGUGAACCACUUUUAAUUUGUUUUAGUUGGUGACAGAUUGUGGGUGUGAGUGUGAUUAAUUUUAGAAAGUUUUAUUGGUUUCAGAAUCAAUGUAAAUAGUAGCAACUUGAAUGGUUUUAUUGGUUUUGCAAACAGAAUUUGUUCAUUGUUCAAAUACAAAAUUGCAAGCGUUUGCCAUGCAGGUGUUCUACUUUCGUACCGCUGUGUAUUCAUAUUCCAGCAGUAUAUAUAGAAGAUUGGAAGAAAGUUGAUUAAGAAAUGUAUGCUUUGGUGUAUAGGCAGUAUACUUUACAAAGUUUUUAUACGUUGAGUGUUUGUGUUUAAUGGUUACUUUACAGGUCAUGUGAUGAAGCAACCUCGUUGCUUUGGUUCUUCUAAAUGGAGGAGAGCUGCUGCAUUAAUAGAAAUGGGUUCCCAAAAUUUUUCUUGAUGGGUUCCUCUGAUAGACAUGAAGAGGUGCGCCAUUUUGUCAGUCUAUUGUUUUCAGAUCUCCUGUCAUCGUCCCCGCUUAAAUAUUGCUGUAAAUUCUUCUCUAUUCGUCUUUAGGAGGUUUUUAAGUCAUGGAAUUUCUUUAGGAUCAAAAGAUACAAGGCCCUUUCCUGACUAUUCACCCAAGAAACCUACCAUCAAAGAUGCCGAACUUUUAAAUCGCAUCUUCACCACAAUUAAGCUUCGCUGCUCUGAGCCUUUUCGCAGUAUUCUGAAGCCUUAUGAAUCUAAUUUCAGGUCUGACCAUCUUAUUUGGGUUCUCAUGAAUAUUAAGAAUGACUAUAAACUAGUUCUGGAUUUCUUUGACUGGGCAUGCUUACGAAAGGACCCAUCAUUAGAAGCCUGUUGUGUCGUUGUACAAAUUGCUGCAGCAUCAAAGGAUCUUAAAACAGCGCAUGAGCUCAUUCAUAAUUUUUGGGCAAAACCCAAGUUAGAUGUUGGUCUUUCAUUCGCUCACUUUUCUGAUCGGUUGAUAUACACUUACAAGGAUUGGGGUUCAGAUACCCAUGUGUUUGAUGUUUUCUUCCGGGUCCUUGUUGAAACUGAGAUGCUCAAUGAAGCAAGAAAGCUUUUUGAGAAAUUGUUGAGCUAUGGGUUGGUUAUCUCUGUUGAUUCCUGUAAUUUAUUUCUUACUCGGCUAUCAAGCACCUUUGAUGGGAUUGAGAUGGCAAUAAAAUUCUUCAUCGAAUACCCUGAAGUGGGUAUUCAUUGGAACACCACAUCAUACAAUAUUAUCAUUCAUUGUCUUUGUCGAUUAGGGAAAAUAAAAGAGGCCCACCAUUUACUCCUGCAAAUGGAGUUGAGGGGCUGUGUACCUGAUGUUGUAAGUUAUAGUACUUUAAUCAGCAGAUAUUGUUAUGUUGGAGAACUGCAGAAGGUUUUGAAGCUCAUAGAGGAAAUGAAAAUAAAAGGAUUGAAGCAAAAUUCCUAUACAUAUAACGGCAUAAUACUCUUUCUGUGUAAAACAGGUAAACUAUCUGAAGCAGAAGGGUUACUGAGGGAGAUGAUGGUUCUGGGAGUACUUCCUGAUAAUGUCGUCUACACUACUCUAAUUGAUGGAUUCUGUAAGUUGGGUAAUAUUCCUGCUGCAUAUAGGCUAUUUGACGAAAUGCGGGAUAGGAAAAUAAUCCCUGAUUAUAUUACAUAUACUGCUAUUAUUCAUGGAUUUUUAUGUCAAAUAGGGAAGAUGACAGAAGCAGAUAAGCUCUUCCAUGAAAUGGUUAGCAGAGGAUUAGAACCAGAUGAAGUUACUUAUACAGCCCUUAUUGAUGGUUAUUGCAAAACAGGCGAGAUAAAAGAGGCGUUUUCGCUUCACAACCAGAUGGUUAAUAUGGGGCUUACCCCAAAUGUUGUCACUUAUACGGCAUUGGCUGAUGGCCUUUGUAAAAGAGGGGAGGUAGAUGUAGCAAAUGAACUUCUUCAUGAGGUGUGCAGGAAGGGCCUUCAACUUAAUGUCUUCACUUACAACUCAAUUGUUAACGGCCUUUGUAAGUCGGGAAACAUAGUGGAGGCAGAAAAAUUGGUGGAACAAAUGGAGGGUGCAGGGCCCUGUCCUGACACUAUUACUUGUACCACUCUGAUGGAUGCAUAUUGUAAGAUGAGGGAUAUGGCUAAGGCUCAGAAGGUCCUGCGUGAGAUGCUCGAUAGAGGGCUUCAACCUACAGUUGUUACAUUCAAUGUGCUUAUGAAUGGAUUUUGUAUGUCAGGAAUGGUGGAAGAUGCUGAGAGGCUACUUAAGUGGAUGUUGGAGAAGGGUAUAGUGCCUAAUGCGGCAACCUACAAUUCUCUCAUGAAGCAGUACUGCAUUAGAAAUAAUAUGCGUACUACAGCGGAAAUUUAUAGGAGCAUGUGUGCUGGUGGGGUGACUAAGGCAAGGAAUAUGAAAGAGCCUUGGUUUUUGCAUAAAGAAAUGGCAGGAAAGGGAUUUAUUCCGACGGCAAGUUGUUACAGUGCACUUAUUAAGGGUUUUUUCAAGAGAAGGAAAUUUGCGGAGGCAAGGGAACUAUUUGAAGAAAUGAGGAGACAUGGUGUGGUUGCAGAUAGAGAAACAUACAACGUUUUUGUCGAUAUGAACUAUGAAGAAGGGAAGAUGGACAUUACUCUAGAUCUUUGCGACGAAAUUAUAGAGAAUUGUCUUGUUGGCAAGCCCAAGAAUGAAAAAACUAGGACCUACGAACCCCAAAACACAGAUUUUGCAUUUGCAUUUCGACAGCUUUUCGAGUUUGAUAGAGAAUCUGAAUCAUUGAUCAUGGCGAAGAGCGACGUAAAGGUUUUGGGAGCGUGGCCGAGCCCAUACGUGAUGAGGGCUCGGAUCGCGCUCAAUAUCAAGUCAGUGGAGUAUGAGCUUCUUGAGGAGACGUUCGCACCCAAAAGCCAGCUUCUUCUCCAGUCCAAUCCAGUCCACAAGAAAAUCCCAGUUCUCAUUCAUGGUGAUAAGCCCGUCUGUGAGUCUCUCAUCAUUGUGGAGUACAUCGAUGAGGUUUGGGCCUCAGGCCCGUCGAUUCUCCCUUCUGACCCGUUGGAUCGCGCUACUGCAAGAUUUUGGGCUGCCUACGUCGAUGAGAAGUGGUUUCCGUCGCUGAGAGGCAUUGGUGCCGCUCAAGAAGACGAGGCAAGGAAGGCAGCAGUCGAGCAAGUUGCAGAAGGGCUGGCUCAAAUGGAGGAAGCCUUUCAAAAGACCAGCAAAGGCAAGGACUUCUUCAGUGGAGACAAAAUUGGGUACCUGGACAUUGCAUUCGGGUGCUUCUUGGGGUGGCUCAGAGUCACAGAGAAAAUGAAUGGGGUCAAAUUUCUGGACGAAGCAAAGAUCCCAGGGCUGGUCAAAUGGGCUGAGAAGUUCAGUGCAGAUCCUGCUGUGAAGGAUGUUAUGCCGGAGACUGACAAGUUGGCUGAGGUUGCAAAGAUUAUUAUGGCCAGAUUGAGAGCUGCAGGUGCUUCCAAUCGAGGAUUAAUUAUGGGCAACAGCGACGUCAAAGUUCUGGGAAUGUGGCCGAGUCCGUUCGUGAUGAGGGCUCGCAUUGCCCUUAACCUCAAAUCCGUCGACUACGAGUUUCUUCAGGAGACAUUCGGAUCUAAAAGCCAGCUUCUUCUUCAGUCCAAUCCAGUCCACAAGAAAGUGCCAGUUCUCAUUCAUGGUGACAAACCAGUUUGUGAAUCUCUCAUCAUUGUUGAGUACAUUGACGAAGUUUGGGCAUCUGGUCCGUCUAUCCUCCCUUCUGACCCCUACGAUCGCGCUACUGCACGAUUUUGGGCUGCCUAUAUCAGCGAGAAGUGGUAUCCAUCCAUGAAGGGCAUUGGUUUUGCACAAGGAGAGGAGGCAAAGAAGGCAGUAAUCGAACAAGUGACAGAAGGGCUGGCGCUGCUGGAGGAAGCCUUUGAGAAAUCCAGCAAAGGCAACGUAUUUUUCGGCGGAGAUGAGAUCGGAUACUUGGACAUUGCGUUCGGGUGCUUCUUGGGGUGGCUCAGAGUAAACGAGAAGCUGCAUGGAAUCAAACUGCUCGACCAAACGAAAACGCCGGGGCUGGUAAAAUGGGCUGACAAGUUCUGUGCACAUACUGCUGUGAAGGAUGUUAUGCCUGCGACUGACAAGCUUGUUGAGAUUGCUAAGAUUCUUGCUGCCAAAGCAAGAGCUGCAGCCGCUCCUCCUCCGUCUAAUUAGGCGAGAAACUUACAUGUAUCUAAGACGUCAUAGUGAUAGUAUGCAGGCGAGACAUAUGUUCACGAUAGUUUGACAAAACUUAUAGCCUGGCCUGUUUUUAUGUCUGUGAGUACUCACAACGGAGGUUUUCUAAGUCUAGGUCGUAGGGAUUUGGUGGUCUGGACUCCGAAAUUUCUCCCCGAAAAAUGGUGUAUUCAUGUGGUUUAAUUUUCUUUCUCCAAUGCAAAGACUCUAGUUUAUAAUCA